This is a messenger RNA of Microdochium trichocladiopsis, 753 nucleotides long. RefSeq lists its product as uncharacterized. The transcript is spliced from 2 exons. NCBI's taxonomy places the organism in Eukaryota, Fungi, Ascomycota, Sordariomycetes, Xylariales, Microdochiaceae. The record is from RefSeq and is a predicted model, not a curated record. The coding region runs from base 1 to 753 and encodes 250 amino acids.
AUGGCUUACGGAGCGGGAGUUCCUGGCCUCAACAAGGCAUUGAGGGAGGAAGACCUGGAGAAGAGCCGCAACAUUUACAACCGACUUCCGGACGAUUCGCAACAGCCCGAGAUCCGCGAGUCACACAUACACGACCUCGCCACGCUCUUCGUCCGGAACCGCGCCGACAGAGUUUUCGGCAUACACCUGGCUCACGCACACUUCGCUGUCCCCGAUAAAACAGUUCUGCUUGGAGUCAAUCACGAGACGCCUCGCUGCCGCUGGGCCAACGCCACUGCGUUCCAGGCGAUAGACCUCAACAACGUGCAUGGGCAUAUAUUUGUUCUCACCGACCACGGCUUCCACCCAUACGAGUAUCAGGCAAGGCCCAUGCCAGAUCUCUCACAAGUCGAUGACCACUUCCUCGCCGAGCUUGCCGGUUUUCUGAACGCACACAACUUAACAACACUUGUCGGACUGCAAGUCAUCGAUCCAUAUCCCGGCCACAUGUUUGAGCUCGUACUCCCGCAGGGAACUAUCAUGCUAGAUGCUUCGAGCGUGGAUGGGUGCGUCCCAACAAGGCAGACGGGCUGGAAGUUUGAAGUUGAGAAUGGGGAGCCGCACGUAUGUAAGUCAAAUGAGACGCAUGCUCGACAUGCCAACGGGCAUGACGUUUUCAACGCAGGCGCACCUCAUCCAAAGCUUGAAGCUUUUGAGGAUGUCAAACACGCGCUUGAACAGCAGAGAAUUCUCCGUUUGUGUGGUGUAGUGUAG